Thunnus maccoyii (southern bluefin tuna) is the source of this 3314-nucleotide messenger RNA. RefSeq names its product eukaryotic elongation factor 2 kinase (gene eef2k). The record is from RefSeq and is a predicted model, not a curated record. Bases 623 to 2887 code for a protein of 754 amino acids. The transcript has 21 exons. Gene Ontology annotation, molecular function: calmodulin binding; ATP binding; calcium ion binding. NCBI's taxonomy places the organism in Eukaryota, Metazoa, Chordata, Actinopteri, Scombriformes, Scombridae. Gene Ontology annotation, biological process: protein phosphorylation.
CUUAUCAUUCUUUUUAUUUCGCAGCUGAAUGCUAAAAAUGUAUUUAGCGCUUAUGUCUUAUUAAGUAUGAAGUAAAUAAAAGUAUCCUGGCAGCGGUGGGAUUCGAACCCACGCCAUCGAAAUGACUGGAGCCUAAAUCCAGCGCCUUAGACCACUCGGCCACGCUACCGAUACAUCUGCACUGCAGGAGGAAAUUGUGCUGGUGUUUUUACUGUUUGGGGACUUUUUGUGAAUGAAACUCGCCCACAAACGGAGAGGAACUUGGAUCCUUAUAUGCCUCGAAGGCAGCAGGAUGCAGGGGCGUGGCUGACGUCAGAGCUGUCAGUGUUGUACGUGCGGAGCGCUCACGUCGCCGUGGUGGACGGUAACCACAUCCCGCUACAGUUGCCAGGCACGUCCCCGGACCUUCAGGGCAGGUUGGAGAACCAGGACCGACCCAGUCUGGUCUGGGAGGAGACAGUUGAAACUGCAGCUGCUGCAUUUUCUACUUGUUUAACUUCAAAACUGAAACUGUGAGACGGAAGAAGACCGAGGUGACUUAAGUGAAACCGUCACAGUCUGUCAAGAUAAAGUCAUUAAAGGUGUGUCUGUGCCCCCGGGUGUAAGCACAACAGCAGCCAUCAUGGAGGACGACCUGAUGUUCGCCAUGGAGGAGGAGGGCAGCGCCCAGAGACCCCCCGUCCAACGUAGCGUCCCCGGCAAGAGGACAUCCUCCCUCAGCGACGCCAACGCCAGUGAUGACGACGACGACGACGACAACUUCAUCUGCUCCAUCCUAGAUGACUCCGCCAAAGAAAUCUGUCACUACAUGAAGAAUCUGGUUUACAGCCGUCAGCUGUCGAGCUCUCUUCCUAAGAGCAACUUUGCGUACAAGAAUGAAACAGAAACAGAAAAAGUGGCAGAACCUCGGUCGUACAGGGUUUUGUCUGAGAGCGCACGGGAGACAUGGAAACAUGCGAUCCGAAAGGCCAAAGCCAUGCCCGACCCCUGGGCAGAGUUCCACCUGGAGGAAAUAGAGACUGAACCCUGUAUACGCUACAGGUAUAACGCCAUCACAGGAGAAUGGGCUCAAGACCAGAUCCACAUCAAGAUGGCCGCCCAGCCGUUUGGGAAAGGAGCCAUGAGGGAGUGCUUCAGAACGAAGAAGUUGUCUAAUUUCUCACACAGCAGCAACUGGAAGUUGGCGUCUAACUAUGUGGCCAAGCGUUACAUGGAGACGGUGGACAGAAGUGUUUACCUGGAAGACGUCAGGCUGCAGAUGGAGGCCAAACUGUGGGGAGAGGAGUAUAACCGCCACAGGCCUCCUAAACAGGUUGACAUCAUGCAGAUGUGUGUGGUGGAGAUGAUGAACCGGCCAGGUAAACCUCUCUUCCACCUGGAACAUUACAUCGAGGGCAAGUACAUCAAAUACAACUCCAACUCUGGCUUCGUGAGGGACGACAACCUCAGACUCACUCCACAGGCCUUCAGUCACUUCACCUUUGAACGGUCGGGCCACCAACUGAUUGUGGUGGACAUCCAGGGGGUCGGAGACCUCUACACCGACCCUCAGAUCCACACAGACAAGGGCACUGACUUCGGAGAUGGAAAUCUGGGUGUGCGAGGCAUGGCGCUGUUCUUCCACUCUCACCUGUGUAACAAGAUCUGCAAGAGUAUGGGUCUGACGCCUUUUGACCUGUCCCCUGCAGAGAAAUCCCAGCUGGACGGCACCAACAAACUACUUAAGUCAGCUCAGACAGUGCUGAGGGGUUGCGAGGAGCAAUGCGGUUCUCCUCGCGUUCGCACCAUGUCCGGAAGCCGGGCGCCUCCACUGUUAUCCCGCCUGUCUGAGACUUCAUCUGCAGACGAAAGCAUGAGCGACGUGGACUCGAUCCCCUGCUCACCUCUCAUCUUCCCCUGCUCCCCGCUAGCUGCACAUGGAUCUAUUGGCAAGUCCCCUGUCGGCUUAUCUUUUACUGGAUCGUACGAAAAUGAUAGACUCAACAAUAACAACACAGGUGACCACAAGGAACCGGAUAGUGGCGGAGACAGCGGCUACCCCAGCGAGAGGAGGAGUGAAGGGGACCCGAAUGACCACGUGGAUGGGAGGAAGAUGGUAAUUCCUCCAAGAGUCUCCGAAAAUGUAUAUUCUGUCACUCCUGACCACGAAUGGCUGUCAGAAGAGAAGUGGAGCUUCUACCAUUCAUCUCGCGCUCACAUCCACCGACCUUCCUGUGUGGCCACUGAGGUGGAGCGACUCAACGCUCUGAUGCAGAAGAAGAUCGGCCAGUCAGUCCUCGGAAAGGUCCAUCUGGCGAUGGUGCGGUACCAUGAAGCGGGCCGUUUCUGUGAGAGGAAUGAACAGUGGGAUCAGGACUCAGCCAUGUUGCACCUGGAGAGAGCCGCCCAGUGUGGAGAGCUGGAAGCCAUCGUAGCCUUGGGACAAUGCUAUCUGCAGCUGCCUCAUCACAUCCUGCCAGACAUGGAGGUGGAGGAUAAUGCAGGAAGCAGGAUGAAAGGUUUCAAGUAUCUGCUGCAGGCUGCUGAAGCUGGUGACAGAUCUUCUAUGACCACAGUGGCCAAAGCCUUUGAUUCUGGAUUAAAUCUGCCAGCUGGCAGGAAGCAGGACUGGGAAGAAGCGAUACACUGGUAUGACAGUGUGUUGAACAUGACAGACUAUGAUGAGGGGGGAGAGUUUGAUGGGACCCAGGACGAGCCUCGCUACCAGCUGCUGGCCAGAGAGGCGGAGAUGUACCAAGAAGGAGGCUUCAACCUCACUCCAGACCCACAGAAAGCAGGUGAACUGUUUACAGAGGCAGCAGAAGCUGCCAUGGCAGCCAUGAAAGGCCGGUUGGCUAGCAAGUACUUCAUGAAAGCUGAAGAGGCCUGGGCCCUGAUGGAGGAGUAAUUGUGGACACAUUUUUUUUUUAAUGACAAAAAGGCCAGAGGAGUUAUGUGUCAGCCAGGCUGGUUUUACACAGUCGUGAUACAGCCUGAAUGGUUACAGUUUACAUAUUUUUUAUUACAGAAUUUUUUCGCUAAUGGUGCUUUGUGUGUUCAGACUUCGAGGAUCAGACUUACAUCUCCAGUUUUCUGUUCUUCCUUGUCUUGGUUUGUGAAACUCUCUUGACUCCUGUUUUCUUUAAUUUCCCCGGUCUCUGUUUAUCUUUUGGUUAAGUGAAUGCAGUUGCGUGAAAGAGAAGGUCUGAAGAAUUUAGAAUAACAAAAGUGGCUCACUUACUUUGCCCCUAACAUGAACUCACUUAUAUUGGAAGAAUGUAUGUUAAAUGCUUGGAGUUUAAAUCUGUAAAAAAUAAAGUUUGCAUUGCUUUUUA